Synchiropus splendidus (mandarinfish) is the source of this 2219-nucleotide messenger RNA. It is a transcript of the gene kif25, whose product is annotated as kinesin family member 25. The transcript has 15 exons. The coding region runs from base 55 to 1812 and encodes 585 amino acids. Gene Ontology annotation, molecular function: microtubule binding; microtubule motor activity; ATP binding. Gene Ontology annotation, biological process: microtubule-based movement. The record is from RefSeq and is a predicted model, not a curated record. Lineage: Eukaryota; Metazoa; Chordata; Actinopteri; Syngnathiformes; Callionymidae.
UCCUCGGGGCAGGUUGUCUUUGUAGAGUCGGGGAGUCUUUCUUUUCCAGCCGAAAUGCCUCUAUUCGUAAACAAGGAUCAGAUAUUUGCCCAUCAGGUGCACCUGCUGGAGCACAAACUCAGGAGUAAGGAGGAGAAAAUUCUUGAAUUGGAGACAGAAAAUGCAAUUCUGCACUUGAGACUUGCAGAGAGUUUGGGGAAACAGCGUCAGGACAGUGAGGAGGUGAAGACCAUUGGUCACCUUCAUUACCACCGAAAGGACAAAACAUCUCAAGUGGUCGUAACCAAGCUACUUUCUCAAGUUCAGGAGGUGAAGCAGUGCCUGAGUGAGAUAUUUGCUGUAUAUGUGAGCUUUGCCACAGAGUUGGAGGAGCAGAGUCGAAAGCUGCUGGAGAAGGUGGAACAAGCGUCGCGGAACAGUCGUCAUGGAGACGAAAUUCAAAGCCUGCAGGAGCGUGUUGCAGCUCUGGAGUCCUCCCUAGAGGAGGAGCGUGAGCGGUGCAGGGCGGAGAGGGAGCGGAGAAAAGAGCUUCACAACACUGUCGUGGAGUUAAGAGGGAACAUCAGGGUUCACUGCCGGGUCCGUCCAGUUUUACCCUUUGACCACGUCCAGGCUGGAGCUGGAGCAUCAGAGGAGGUGAUCCAUGCAGUCAGUGAUGACACUUUGCUUGUCAACCCACUGAAGGCUGGUCCACUGGGACAAACCAAGUUGUUUGAGUUUGAGAGGGUUCAUGGGCCAGACGACUCUCAGGAGCUGGUGUUUGAGGAAGUGCGGCCUCUCCUCACGUCUCUCUUAGAUGGAUAUAACGUGUGCAUCAUGGCGUACGGGCAGACGGGCAGCGGAAAGACUCACACCAUGUUGGGAUCUCAGCAGGAGCUGCAAAAGAAGCAGCAGGGAAUCAUCCCUCAGGUUGCUGAAGAACUCUUCAGGUUGAUAUCGGAGAAGCCGUCCGAGAACCACACGGUGGAGGUUUCUGUUGUGGAAGUGUACAACAACGAAGUGUUUGACCUGCUGGCGAAAGGCGAGCAGGGAACUGUGUCGAGUCACCACCGAGACGUCAUCACGACCUCAGCUGGCCACAGUGAGGUCACGUCACUCACCAACCAGUCUGUCUCAAACGCCAGCGAAGUGAUGCAGAUCAUCCACAGUGUUCUGAAGCUGCGGGCUCACUGUCCCACUCUCAUCCACACCGACUCAUCCCGCUCCCACCUCAUCGUCACCCUCACCAUCUCCUCUAAGAGCCCCAAUGCUCUUGCUCUAGCACGGAGGCUCCAGAGAGCCAAGAAGGACAUGCAGCGUUCCCGCCAGAAGGAGUGGUGGAGUCCGCGCUGUGGCCGUGCCAACCCUGCUGACCACUCAGAUGAGCACCUCUUGGCCAGCUCGGCCUCCUCCCCAAGUCCUUCUCCAUCACACUCCCCCUGUCCCUCCCCGAGACCCAGCGUUCUGCAGGCGCCCUUCAAGACCCAGCUACAGCUGGUGGAUCUGGCUGGAAGCGAAUGCGUCGGGAUGUCUGGAGCGUCAGGUGCGGCUCUGUGGGAGGUCUCCUGCAUCAAUCGAAGCCUUUCAGCUCUGUCUGAUGUCCUGGCUGCUCUGGCGGAGCAGAGACCUCAUGUGCCCUACAGGAACAGCAGACUCACUCACUUGCUGCAGAACGCUAUUGGUGGAGACGCAAAGCUGCUGGUGAUGCUGUGCGUCUCUCCGACCCAGCGUUUCCUGACCGAGUCCCUGCAGUCCCUGAGCUUCGGUGCCCGCGCCCGUCAGGUGCAGCGGGAUCAGCCUCGCAAGAAAAGCCACACCCUCAGAGCUAAGUGAGGAAGCACCAACAUUGUAGUUGCUUUGUUUGUGAGCAUCCAGAGCAGCCUUAAACUUCCUCUGCAGUCAUCACACUUCAUUCAUUUGUUUGUCUUCAUCAGUUUAACAGGAGUUGGGGCCAAUAAUGUUCAGAUUUAUUACUGCAAUUUGAAUCAUAUUGAUUGGAAUUUCACAUGAAGUUCUCCUCUUUGCUGAAGAAACAAGAUUUAUGUGUUGUUCAAUACAUUGUAUCAUAGUGAUGUUUCAGUUUUUGCUUUCAUUCAUUGAUCACUGUCAUAUUUAACAGUUGGUCUGCAGUUAUGUUUCAAUAUUAUUGCACACUAACAUAUGGUCUUUUUUUGUGUUGAGGUAGCAUCUUUGUUCAUAUUUCUUGUGUCGCUCCAAGGCCUUGUCAGAGCUGUAGAACU